AUUGUUUUGCUUCUGGAUAGGAUUCGCUACCACAUUUGGUGCCAUGCUUUCCAAGACAUGGAGAGUCUACAGAAUUUUCACCAAUAAACGGAUGAAACUAAAAAUGUCCAUUAGGGACAAACAUCUACUUGUCAUCAUCGGUAUACUCGUUUCUAUGGAAACACUUGUCUUGAUCGUCUGGGAGGGUUACUCACCGCAUCGAGUAGACAAGCAGAUGCUGAAGACAGAUAACGUGACCAAAGAUAGUGGGGACACGAUUGCAGCGUUUUACCUUGUUUGCGUAUCUGACUACUCCAGCUAUUUCAACUGGACCCUUCACACAGUCAACGGUGCUCUUAUAGCCUUCGGUGCUUUCUUGGCAUGGGAAACAAGACGAGUACACAUAGACAACUUGAACGACUCUAAGACGAUCGGUAUAUGUUUGUACAACGUUGUCGUCCUGAGCGUUGUUGGUCUUGUUCUGUCGCUGAUUCUUAAGGACAAACCGAUUGAACUGCUUGGAGUCACUUCCUGUGUGCCUUUUCGUCGGAACUCUCGUUUCGGAGGUGUUGAUAUUUUUCCCAAAGAUGUUAGCUGUUUACCGGAAAUUUAUUCCAACCACAAACAAUACCUUAAAAGGUCUAGAAUUGUCCACAUCACGUUCGUCUGACAGGGCAACACAAACUGACUAGAAUGGAUUUACACAAUAAUGAACCUACAAAGAGUUUAGAUAGAAGUAUCACAAUGAACUGACCACGAGAUUUGAUAAACAACACACAUUUAACUUACGACGAGAUUGGAUUUGCAUUACGAAUUAAAUUAAAUCACAAAUUGAACAUAUAACCAGUUUGGAUUUACAUCACACAUUACACAUACGACGACAUUGGAUAAACACUAUACAUUGAUACUUAUUAUACAUUAUAAUUUGUAAAUGAAAUUGGCUAUAGGAUUUACAUUUUUUUUACCAAAUCAAUAUUUUAAG
Dreissena polymorpha is the source of this 961-nucleotide messenger RNA. Its product is annotated as gamma-aminobutyric acid type B receptor subunit 2-like. The coding region runs from base 44 to 649 and encodes 201 amino acids. The transcript is spliced from 5 exons. Gene Ontology annotation, biological process: gamma-aminobutyric acid signaling pathway; G protein-coupled receptor signaling pathway. The record is from RefSeq and is a predicted model, not a curated record. Gene Ontology annotation, molecular function: G protein-coupled GABA receptor activity. Lineage: Eukaryota; Metazoa; Mollusca; Bivalvia; Myida; Dreissenidae. Gene Ontology annotation, cellular component: membrane; G protein-coupled receptor heterodimeric complex.